This is a messenger RNA of Plenodomus lingam JN3, 1485 nucleotides long. RefSeq lists its product as uncharacterized. The record is from RefSeq and is a predicted model, not a curated record. Lineage: Eukaryota; Fungi; Ascomycota; Dothideomycetes; Pleosporales; Leptosphaeriaceae.
AUGUCUGAUUCACCGGGUAUCAACAACAAUCGCCAUGGCAGCGUCGCUGUAGUCGGUUUGGGUUCCGACAUAGCAAAAUCUGGACGCCACGACGACGCGUCCGAGAAUAGCAACGAGGCGCAAGAGUGUAGUGUCCAAGCUGAAAAUCGUAGAAAGUACCGCAAUGAUGGCCCCCCUCGAACCACAUCCAGCGCUGCGUUAGAUAGUGAGCCCAACCUUUCGCAAGCUCGGCUCAGCGGCAAUCGCAAAGGCCUUCGUAUUCGAGUGAAGCCAGAGAGUACGAGUGCGAAAAGCGGCAAGCAAUGGGGUAACUUGGUACCACCUGCAUCCUUUUCUGGAGAACAAGACGAAAACGCUGGGCAUGACGAUGAAGAUGCAGUCCGCCGCGCUAUCCAAUUGUCGCUGGCCGAUCAGUUUGCCCCAACUUCACCUGGGCGCCCGAACUCGCCUGUAGACGAGUCUGAUUUCCAGAACAAUGUCACUAUCAUCAAGCCACUCCCCUUGUUCGGAUCUGAAAAAGCAUUGGCAUCAAAUUCCAUGGCACCACAAGCUUUUCUCGAUAACCUCAUCCCUAGCAUGAAUGACAUAGUAGAAAGGCUGGAAAAAUGUGCAGAGAAGAAUCGCGCUGUAAACCUUUGGGAGCUGGCAAGUCAUGUCAAAAAGUGGGAGCAAACCCUUACUGCAGUCGGUUAUAGCAUCGAAGCGGCUGAGCGUCGUCGAUGGGAGGAUUUGCAGAUGCACGUUCAAUUGGACAGCGAGAUACAAGAGAAACACGACAUGGAAAUGGCUAGAGUGACUCAAGGGUGGCAAGAAAAGUUGAAUGACCGCGCAUCGAUGUGGAUGAGGACAAUGGAAGAACUGGAUGAGCAUCAUAGGAUCCAAUUUGAGCAGCAACAUGAGCUAUGUAGGAAAAAGCUGGAAGAACAGAAGCAGAUGUACGAAAGGGAGAUUGCGCUGCAAACCGUCGAGACAGCAAGUCAUGAUGCCAAAUCUGGACUUGGAGGCAGGCCACGCUCUGCCAGGGCCCUAUCGCCCUCCCCAACAGUUAUUAUGCGCCGCCAGACGGACAUCACUGGACCCUACAUUGAGCUCACAGAUAGCGAGUGCGAGAAUGACACAUCUCAGGUAGCCCCAAACACUCCUCACCAGCUUGGACAUGACCUCGACACGCUACAGCCUAUUGCACGGGGCCAAACAUCCGGCGAUGGAGCCAAUAGCCAGACUUCCCCAGAAGGAGUUUCGGACAUCAAGCACACAUGCAAUGCUCACAGCCAUCGACACAGGAAGAGGUCGGCGCGAGUUCCAGCUUCUGGCAUCCAAGGCGAAACACGAAAAAAUAGGCAUAAUCGGUCAACGGGCAGUGAGGACUCUGGAGGAGUCGACCUGCGCACUUCACGUUCACCUGAGAAGCGCAAACGAGACAUGGAACACACGGAGGUGGCGGUGGAGAGGAGCUGGUCGCCCAAGAAGACAAAGAGCAAGUAA